GUCUCCCUCCCCCUCUCCCCCCCCUCUCUCUCUCUCUCUCUCUCUAGCGAACGAAGAUGUCGUGGCAACAGUACGUCGACGAGCACUUGAUGUGCGAGAUGGAGGGCAACCACCUGACCUCCGCCGCCAUCAUCGGCCAAGACGGCAACGUCUGGGCCCAGAGCACCAGCUUCCCCCAGUUUAAGCCUGAAGAGAUAGCUGGAAUAAUGCGUGAUUUUGAUGAGCCUGGGUCGCUUGCACCCACUGGUUUGUACCUUGGUGGCACAAAGUACAUGGUGAUCCAAGGCGAAGCCGGUGCUGUUAUCCGUGGCAAGAAGGGCCCUGGGGGUGUUACCGUCAAGAAGACAAAUCAGGCCUUGAUCAUUGGCGUAUACGAUGAGCCUAUGACAGCUGGUCAAUGCAACAUGGUUGUCGAGAGGCUCGGAGACUAUCUAGUCGAUCAGGGUCUUUAGGCAUGUCCGCAAUGCAUUAUGGGAUUUUUUUUGGUUCUUCCCUGUUUUUGUAUUGAAAAAGUCCGUCGCUUCUUCCCCUUUCUUUCUGGAAUAUACUGGGCUUGCGUGUCUACAUGAGGUUGGAGUUGUUGCAGUUGAUGCAGUUUCUUGUUUGGGGACAUGGGAACCUCUGAGUACAAGAAGGUGGUUUGUUAUCCGAGUGGAGAUAUUUAUGGCUGUCUUUGUUUAAUGAACCUUUUUUGUCCUAAGUUGGUGUUCUACACGGAGAUAAAAAAAAAGCUAUUGGUCA
Molecule: messenger RNA, 741 nt
Organism: Syzygium oleosum
Lineage: Eukaryota; Viridiplantae; Streptophyta; Magnoliopsida; Myrtales; Myrtaceae
Product: profilin-1
Exons: 3
Coding region: 57-452 (131 amino acids)
Cellular component (GO): cell cortex
Molecular function (GO): actin monomer binding
Source: RefSeq, a predicted model, not a curated record